Messenger RNA from Mollisia scopiformis, 1719 nucleotides. Its product is annotated as putative cytochrome p450. The coding region runs from base 14 to 1627 and encodes 537 amino acids. The transcript has 5 exons. The record is from RefSeq and is a predicted model, not a curated record. Gene Ontology annotation, molecular function: oxidoreductase activity, acting on paired donors, with incorporation or reduction of molecular oxygen; heme binding; iron ion binding. Lineage: Eukaryota; Fungi; Ascomycota; Leotiomycetes; Helotiales; Mollisiaceae.
GUAGAUUCCCAUCAUGUCAUUUGCUUCUAAUGUCACGAUCACUUCUGAGGUUCUCUUUCCUCCUCCUCAUUCAUCUCAGCUAAAGCAUGGGUACAACUCUUUAGAGAAAGUCGCGACUUGCUUACUGCUUACAUUGUUACUAUGGCGAUCUUGGAGGUUUACCAUAUUCCCUUUCCUGUAUCCUAAUCACCCGAAAGAGUACCCUUACUGGAUUCCAUUCGUAGGGCACGCUCAAGCAUUUUUCAGAGACUCAAAUGGUCUUCUUGCCAGAGCUAGAAAUCACUUUGACAACACCACAGAGCCCAUUGCCUUAACGGCUUUCGGCACGACUUUCUAUGUUGUCACGCAAGCGAAACACUCUGCAGAAGUAUACAGAAACACCGAAACACUCUCAUUUGAAGACUUUGUUCAAGGUUUAAUGAGAGUCAAUGGCAACAAAGAAGUCGUUGUCCAGGCGAUGUAUUCUGCGCUCCCAAGCAACAAGCCAGGAUUUCCGAAUCCGCAAGGCGAGUCCCUAGGUGUCUUAGCUCAGAAGAUGCAUAUCCAUCAACUCCACCCUGGAAAUAACUUAGUAGUUCUUCAGCUGCAGGUGAAAGCCAAAAUCGAUCAGCUUUUACGCUUAGACACACUUGGCAAAAUAUGCUCGUACGCCAGCUCUCAGAGUCCAACGCAUAUCGAGCUUCCACUCUAUCAAUGGUGCUCAGACUACUUCAUUCGUCUUGGGCAGCAUGUCUAUUUCGGAGAAACGCUUGAACAGAUUGACCCCGGACUUACCGAUGACUUUCUGAUCUUUGACGAGCUCAUCUGGAAAAUGCUGUACCAGUAUCCCAGCUUCUUGUCUCAUGACAUGUCAAGACCCAGGACUCAGAUUAUUGCUUCCUUGAAGAAAUACUUUCAGGUACCAGAAAUUGAGAGAAGCGGUGAGACUGCUUGGUUGAUCAAUGCCAUGGAAGAUGAGAUGAGAGCUCUCGGAAUUGAUGAUGACGACCUAGCAGUUCUUAUGUUCCAUCUCUACUUUGCAAUCAAUACCAACACUCGAAAGACAGCCUUUUGGGUGCUCACUUACUUACUCCACAACCCCACUCUCUUGGCCGCCUACCGUCGAGAAACGGAACCUGCCUUCGAGGGAGACAACCUAGUUGACCCAUUCUAUAUCCAAGAUCCUGCCAACUGUCCCCAAGUCGACAUGAUCUGGCACGAAACGCUCCGAAUAUCUGGAUGGUCUGCCUCUGUUCGUCUAAUCACGCAAGACACCAUGAUCGGCGGCAAACUGAUGCGCAAAGGAAACCGCGUCAUGGUACCUCAUCGACUACUCCACUUUGAUAAAACCAUCUUUGGCAAAGAACCCGGCGCCUUCCGUCCCGAAAGAUGGCAAAAGGAGAAUUUGACACGAAGUCCGUCUUGGCGCCCAUUUGGAGGUGGCAAGACUAUGUGUAGUGGUCGUUUCUUGGCUCGUUUCUCCGUAACGACUUUUGUGGCAACGCUGUUGAGACGGUUUGAUGUCGAGAUGGUUGGAAAUCCGCCGUUCCCGGAGGCGGAUGAAGGAAGGCCUGUGUUGGGUAUUAUGUCGAUUAAGAAGGGGCAUGAUUUCAAAGUCAGGCUAACGCCGAAAGUAAAGUCGGGAUGAGCAUUAGUCCGUCGAGUGAGUUGAAAGUUGAUGGAGACUCCGAAAUGAAGUAGAAGACAAUGUGGAAGUCGGUAAUUGAUUCAUAGUGUAGG